Molecule: messenger RNA, 772 nt
Organism: Lepisosteus oculatus (spotted gar)
Lineage: Eukaryota; Metazoa; Chordata; Actinopteri; Semionotiformes; Lepisosteidae
Gene: cxcl18a.1
Product: chemokine (C-X-C motif) ligand 18a, duplicate 1
Biological process (GO): immune response
Cellular component (GO): extracellular region
Molecular function (GO): chemokine activity
Source: RefSeq, a predicted model, not a curated record
CUCGCUCAAAGGUACGAGAGCAGGGCCGCACCCAGGAUUUGUACCCACGACUGACCUGUGAAGAGACCCAGAACCCUCAGCACCGCUCCACACUGCUGCUUUUGUUUGAGCAGGACAGGGUGACUUACUGUAAACCAUGUGAUAAGGAAAGUGCUUGAUUUGGGCAAUCAGGAAGUCGGGAAUUACAGAUCAGCAAGGAUCUGCUCAGAAAGGCAUUCAGCUGUGCUGCAGGAGAAGUAUCCAAAAUGUUUUUCAAAGUCACAACUUUAAACAUGCUUGCUUUCUUGUGCUGCGGACGCUUAACUGAUCAAAAGGCAGAAGCAACGUCUCUCCGGGAGAGGUGCGAAUGUAUCAGGACCAUUGAGUCUUUCCCUCUGAAAAAGAUGUCUAACUUCACCAUUGCUGAGAAAUCCUCCCAGUGCAAGAAUGUCCAGAUCAUACUCCAUCUGAAAAACAACAGCGAUGUUUGCCUCAACCCAGAUUCAACACAGGGACGGAGACUGCACAAAUGCUGGAAGAAAAACGGGAAAAGCACCACAAGACACAACCGGUGCCUUCGGCUGAGGGCCAGAAAAGGCCGGAAGGGAAAGAAAGAGCAGUGAAGGAGAAGGACUCUUCACAACCCAUUGGCACAGCUCCCUGAGGACAUAACGCGACAUCAAGCUCAUAUGUACCUGCUACCAUUUCAGAGAACACAUGUAUUACACUAAAUGCUUCCUCUAUUUUUGUAUCUCAUUUGUUAUAUUAAAACAAAUAAAUGCGACACGCUUAA